Molecule: messenger RNA, 6323 nt
Organism: Electrophorus electricus (electric eel)
Lineage: Eukaryota; Metazoa; Chordata; Actinopteri; Gymnotiformes; Gymnotidae
Source: RefSeq, a predicted model, not a curated record
GGUCUACGGAGAACAGGGCGAAGCCGAGCAGUGUGUGUGUGUGCGAGAGCGCAGCGCAGGGCAGGAAAACGGCACAGCUGCAUGUGAGAUCGCUGGUGGAGAGGCAGAGUGCAUGUGAGUGGGGUGCAGGGAGGCAGGGGCGCCAGUGAGGACAAAACUCCACAGGGUGAUGGAUCGCAUCUCCACUCCACACUGUGUCUGGACUGCAGCCUGUGGCACGCUCACUGUACUGAUACCAGUUACGGGGACAACUUUCCUCUCCUAAACGGGCGACUCUGGCUUUGUAGUCUGCCCCUCAAUACAGAUACACAGGCACACAUACACAUGUGUCGGUCACAGCGCUUCAGGGAGAUCUUUUAGCGGGUGCGUGUUUUCAGAGAGAGCAAAAAAGAGCAAAAAGAAAAAAGAAGGGUUUUUAAAUUUGCUUUCCUCCUUUUCGUGACCCUUUGCCUUCUGCGGAUACAACAGAAGAACAGAGAGAGGGAAAUCAACAGCGUGCAUGGACUUCCCUUAAAACUCUCAGCGGCUGUGUACCCUGUGUGUGUGUGUGUGUGUGUGUGUGUGUGCGUGCGUGCAUGUGAGUGUGAUGUGUGUAUGAACAGGACUCACCAUGCUUCUGAGACUCACUGUGCUGCUCUGCUUUGCCUUGUCGCCGUGGUGCCCCCCAGGCAGUGGGCAGGCUGCCCCAGGGCACCGAGGUGGCAUCGAACGGAUCAAGGUGCUCUUCACGCCGACCGUCUGCAGGCUGCGAUGCACCCAUGGACGCUGCACUAACUCCUGUGAACGCGGCAACGUCACCACACUGUACAGCAGUGAGCAGGGUUCCGACAGCACCUCAGCAUCUGGGUUCAGAGUUUUCUUGUGUCCUAUGCUAUGUAAGAAUGGAGGAGUGUGCAUUCAGAAGGAUCGAUGUCUCUGCCCACCCAAUUUUACGGGAAAAUUUUGCCACAUUCCUGCCUCCUCUGCUGCAUCCACCAAUGACAUUGAGAAGCCAUCCCCAAGCUUUGCAGUUUCAGCCAAUCAGGGACUUAGACAGUCAGAGUACAUCCUGCCUUUGCAGAUUCCACAGCAAGGCCAAGCCAACGGAUCACCUUUAGUAAAAGUGCGGGUGCAGCACCCUCCUGAGGCUAGCGUGAAGAUCCACCAGGUUGUUCAUGUGGGCUCAGACCCCACCGUUCAUGAGCGUUCAGAGAUGAUGACGUGGUCAGCAGGCCUCUCAGGAUCCCGCAGCCACAGUGCACUGCCAGGGGAGAGAGCAGAGGCUUCGCCCCCGCGUGUCCAAGCCCAGACCAUCCGAGGUGACUCCAUCUACACAGAGUCGUCAGGCUUCAAAUACUGUUUCAGGGAGGUUCGCAAUGGGCAGUGCAGUUCUCCGAUGCCUGGCCUCCGGAGUCAGGAGACGUGCUGCAGGGGUGAUGGGCUGGCCUGGGGUAUCAAUGAGUGUUCCCUCUGCCCUGCGAGCUUUGGAAGCAGAGGAAGAGGUGAAGGGAACUGUCCGAAAGGCUUUGAGAGGAUCAAUGGUACACAGUGUGUCGAUAUUAACGAGUGUCUGCAGCCGGGUUUCUGUGAGAACGGGAAGUGUGUGAACACGCGUGGGAGCUACAGCUGUGUGUGCACACAGGGCUUCCUGUUGGACGCCUCACACGGCAUCUGCGUCUCUCAGAAAGUGAUUGCCUCGGAGAAGGACCAGUGUUUCCGCAUUGUGGCCCAGGGCUUCUGCUCGCUGCCUAUCCUGAGGAACAUCACGAAGCAGAUCUGCUGCUGCAGUCGUGUGGGCAAAGCCUGGGGCACCAGGUGUGAGGCCUGCCCAUACUUUGGCUCAGCUGAGUUUAAGGAAAUCUGUCCUGCUGGCCCUGGAUACCACUACUUUCCCAACACUUUGAAAUUGAGCCAGAGGCUGUCAGAGACCCAUGGGACUGGUGGUCCCCUUCUGGUUCCUGACACCAGUCGCACCUUGAUUCCAAUCACCAAACCCCAGGAGGCAAGACCUGAAAGCUCUAGAUACCAACCACCUACUGACCCACAAUCCACAAGACCUCAACCAUCAAGCAGUAGCCAAACCACCAGGAUCCAACAGCCAAGCACUUCUCAGAUCAAACCUAGACAGCCGGUCACAUCAGACAUUUUCAUCAUUCAGGGUGGACCACAACAGCCUAGCAGUGCUGGGUCACAAACUCGAAACAGACAAGCAGGAACUGCUGCUAUGGCAACAAGUCAGCCCACCAGAGUGCUACCCCCCAUUAUCAGGACACAAACUGGCAGGCCAUCUAUUAACAGACAGCCAGUCAGACCCCUGCCAGUUCCAUCUACACCCCGCCCACUUCCACCAAGAUCAGGUAACCACGUGUGUGAAAUUAGGCCCCAGAUUUGCGGACCAGGUCGCUGUAUUGAUGUGGCUGGAGGGAGACAUGCGUGCAUGUGUAAUCCUGGAUUCAUCCUCAAUACUCAGGCAGACCACUGCCAAGACAUAAAUGAGUGUGUGUUGACACUGAGGCCAUGUUUGGCUGGCAAGUGUGAGAACACUGUGGGCAGCUUCCGCUGUGUGUGUCCCCUGGGCUACCAGAGCAACGCUCAGCAGAACCAGUGCUCAGACAUCGACGAGUGCCGUCAGCUUCCCAACCCAUGCACCAACGGACGGUGUGAGAACACACACGGAAGUUUCAGGUGUAUCUGCAGGACUGGAUACAGACUGCAAAACAACACCUGCAUAGACAUCGAUGAAUGUGAUGACCUGCUCCGCUGCCCAGGGCAGGAGUGUGUGAACACUCAGGGUGCAUACAGGUGCUCAUCCUGCAGACCUGGCUUUGGCCUUCUCAAUGGACACUGCACAGAUGUGGAUGAGUGUCGUCAAAACCCAUCGCCCUGCUCUAAUGGUCGCUGUGAGAACAUUCCUGGCAGCUACAGGUGUGUGUGUCCUGUGGGAUACAGGAUACAGGGCAAUUCUUGCACAGAUGUGAAUGAGUGUGAUGACACUCUGCAGUGCCCAGGUCAGGAAUGUGUAAACACACCGGGUUCGUACAGAUGUGUGUCCUGCAGACCUGGGUUUGCAAUUGUCAGCAGAAGAUGCACAGAUAUCGACGAAUGUCGCCAGGGUCGUCCGCUCUGCCCGAAUGGCUACUGUGAGAAUACUCUGGGCAGCUACAGGUGUGUGUGCAGGCUUGGCUACAAACUUCAAGGCAACACCUGUGCAGAUGUGAACGAGUGUGAGGAUUCUCUGCAGUGUCCAGGUCAGGAGUGCGUAAACACCCCGGGGUCAUAUAGGUGUGUGUCCUGCAGACCUGGAUUUAAAUUUCGCAAUGGACAGUGCACAGACGUGGACGAGUGUGUUCAGAGCCCCUCGGUCUGUACUAACAGCCACUGUGAGAACACUCAGGGCAGCUACCGCUGUGUCUGCUGGCCUGGCUUCAGACUGGAGGCCAACACAUGCAUGGACGUGGAUGAGUGUGAGAAUGAGCUUCGGUGUCCAGGGCAAGAGUGUGUCAACUCAGUCGGCUCUUUCAGUUGUGUGUCCUGCAACCUGGGUUUUCAGAUCACUAAUGGCCAGUGUCAAGAUGUGGACGAAUGCACUCAGACGCCCACACCCUGCUCUAAUGGUCACUGUGAGAACACCCCUGGCAGCUACAAGUGUGUGUGUGACUCAGGAUUCCGACUGCAGGCCAGCACCUGCACAGACAUUGAUGAGUGUGAAGACCUUCUCCGUUGCCCUGGCCAGCAGUGUGUGAACUCCAUCGGCUCUUAUGAAUGUGUACGUUGCAGGGAUGGAUACCGUUUGCAGAACCAGCAGUGUACAGACAUCGAUGAGUGUGAGAGCCCUCGGAUGUGCGGGCUGCACAGUGUUUGUGUGAACACUAAAGGCUCGUAUCGGUGUGAGUGCUCUGUAGGCUACCGUGCAGCUGGACCUGGUCGGCAGUGUAGAGACAUUAAUGAGUGUUUGGAGGGAGAUUUCUGCUUCCCUAAAGGAGAGUGCUUGAAUACAGAGGGCUCAUAUAAGUGUGUGUGCGCACAAGGCUUCCAGACCAGCGCCAAUGCCACUUUCUGUCUGGGUAGUGCGCUUGAUGUGGAUGAGUGUGCCAAGGAGGGAGUGUGCCAGGAUGGGCGCUGUGACAACACAGAUGGCUCCUUCCAGUGCCACUGCAAAACAGGGUUCACCACCAACCCCGAAAAAAAUGCCUGCCUAGAUGUAGAUGAGUGUGUUGACUCGAAUGGAGCUGUGUGUGGCACACAGCGCUGCGAAAACACCAUUGGUUCCUUUCGUUGCCUCAUCUCCUGUGAACCUGGAUACAGCAUUACAACAACAGGAGAGUGUGUGGAUAUUAAUGAAUGUGCAAACGAAACUGUUUGCGGAAAGCAUUCUUUCUGUCAGAAUCUGAUUGGAACAUAUCAGUGUAUCUGUGAUCAGGGCUACGAGUCUACAGGAGAUGGCCGUUCCUGUGUGGACAUUAAUGAGUGUGAGACAAUGGUGGGUGUUUGUGGGUCAGCACGCUGCUGGAAUGUAGAGGGCUCUUUCACGUGUGAGUGUGACAGUCAGCAGGAGGAAUUUGAUCCAGUUACAGUACAAUGCGUGAGCAGAGCUGGUCCAGUUCAGCCAGGCAUGUUGCCUGCAACCCCCCGUGCUGGUUCCAGUGCUGGGCGAGGCGCUGCGUCCCGUCUGGCCCCUGCUCGCCCUGGCGAAGGGCGAGAGUGCUACUAUAACGUGGAACAGCUGGACACUUGCAGAAUCCUGGCCCACAACACCAGCCUACAGGAGUGCUGCUGCACAGCAGGUCAGGCCUGGGGCCUGCACUGUCUCUAUCAGACCUGCCCGGAGCUCGGCACCAUGGAAUUCCAAACCUUGUGUCCAAGUGGACAGGGGUAUGUGACUUCUGCUGUGGGAGCCUUCAGCUACAAGGAUGUGGAUGAAUGUAAGCUCUUUGAUCCGGAGGUGUGUAAAGGCGGUGUGUGUGUAAACAACAUCCCUGGCUACUCUUGUUACUGCCCCAGUGGACACUACUAUGAUACUACCUUACUGGAGUGCAUCGAUAAUGAUGAGUGUGAGAGUGAGGAGACAUGCACUGGUGGGAUGUGUGUCAACACACUGGGCUCCUAUUACUGUACUUGUGAAGCCCCUCUAGUGCUGGAUGACACCCAGCGCCACUGCAUCAACAUUUCCAGCCUCACAGAGGAUGAAAAUCUGUCAUUCUGUUGGCAGUAUGUCACUGCUGAUCUGGUGUGUCAGAGCUUAUUGCAGGGAGUGCAGGUGUCCUUUGUCAAGUGCUGCUGUCUAUAUGGUGAAGCUUGGGGACUCCAAUGUGCUCUGUGUCCACGCAGAGAUGAGGAGGCAUAUGAAACUAUGUGCAGUACACUGGGGCCCCCUCCUAAUUCCCCCCGUUAUGCUGAACGCUUUACGUCAUUGCCUGGGAGAAGGGGGCAGUACCGUCCACCCUACAACGCCCCUGUGUACCCUGAAAUGCUGCCAGCCCGGCCUGAAUACUCACCAAUUGACUACGAUGACUACAGCCCCACAGGAGGAGCGGGCCAGAGGUCUGGACUGAGAGGGCAGUCCCCGGGCUCAUAUCCUCCCUUUGUGUCUUCUGACCUGAGCACCAGUCGCUACUAUGAGGAGGAUCACUAUGACACGGAUCCAGGUCCUCAGUUUGGAGUGCCUGACCCACGCAGUGAGCGCGCCUUCAGGGCACGACCCCGACUCCCACUCACUGAGGGCCAUCCCCUGAGCAUAGCCCCUCUCCCUGAGGAGGAGGAAGAGGAGGAGCCAUGGAGAGCUUCUGCCCCUUUCUUGCCCUUCACAGACAGACGAAGGGGAGGUGACAGACGAGUGGCGAGUGAUGCAACUCUGAGAAUCUAUGAAAGACAGUACGAGCCGGUCGGAGGGCUGAUGGAGGAUGAGUGUGGUAUACUGGGGGGCUGUGAGCAUGGCCGAUGUGUCCGUGUAGGAGAAGGUUAUACAUGUGACUGCUACGAUGGCUACCAGCUGGAUAUUAGCUCCAUGGCUUGUAUAGAUGUGAAUGAGUGUGAGGAUCAGACCUUUCCCAAGUGUGUAAACAGUCAGUGUGUGAACACAGAAGGUUCAUAUAGAUGUGUUUGUCUCAGAGGAUUCAUCAUGUCCCGGAGACCAAACCACUGCAUACCUGCUUAGGCAUCAAAACACUGAGCAGAAGAUAUGCGCACUAUGCAUACACACACACACACACACACACACACACACACACACACACACAGAACACACAAAGCCUCUCUCAUGCUUACAAAUAUUUUAUAAUCAGUGAUAACAGGAAGAGGUGAAAUCUGAUGUGUACAGCACAUAUUUUAUUCCUAGACUGUCUAGU